Eptesicus fuscus (big brown bat) is the source of this 2171-nucleotide messenger RNA. RefSeq names its product zinc finger protein 596. The record is from RefSeq and is a predicted model, not a curated record. Gene Ontology annotation, biological process: regulation of transcription by RNA polymerase II. The transcript is spliced from 7 exons. Gene Ontology annotation, molecular function: RNA polymerase II cis-regulatory region sequence-specific DNA binding; DNA-binding transcription factor activity, RNA polymerase II-specific. Bases 154 to 1719 code for a protein of 521 amino acids. NCBI's taxonomy places the organism in Eukaryota, Metazoa, Chordata, Mammalia, Chiroptera, Vespertilionidae.
GGCGCAGAAGGGGGUGUUCCUGAGCGGAAGUGCCUGUGCGAAUCACAUGUAAUGAAACUUGACUGUUCCAAGUUACAAAUGGCUUUGCCUCCUGUUGCUUGGACUGUGUGUCAGUGAAAACCCAGAAGACAGUUGACAGCUGAGCUAGUGACAAUGGCGUCACAGGAAGCAGUGUCCUUCGAGGAUGUAGCUGUAGACUUCACCCAGGAAGAGUGGGCCCUGCUGGACACACCCCAGAGAAAACUAUUCACAGACGUAAUGCUGGAGAGCAUCAGUCAUCUGGUCUCGAUUGGCAGUCAGCUCUACAAAUCAUACGUGAUUUCCCAUUUCAAGGAGGGAGAGCAACUUUCAAGAGAAGAGAUUGCUAUUCUACAAGGCCAGAGUCCAGUCAUUUCAGAAAGGAGAGAUAAUUUUAAAAAACAAGAAAUGUUAUCCACUCAACAUUUUCUCAAGAAGGACACAUCCCUCAUCAAUGCAGUGCAGAGAUUUUACACUCAAGAAGAUCCUUUUGAAUGUAACGAUUUGGGAGAAAACUUUACUGAAAUCUUAACAUUGACUCAGUGCAUGAUACCUCACAUGGGAAAGAAACCCCAUAUCAUACAAGAAUUUAGAAAAGUGAUCAAUUACUUUAAUCAACAUAAACUAAUUGAUGCUAGAAAUAAAUUGUUUGAAUGUCAACGUGGGAAUGCUUUGAUUCAACACUCUGCCGUUAGACAACACAGUAAUACUCAAAAUGGAGAGAAGUCAUUUGAAUGUCAUGUAUGUGGGAAAGCCUUCGGUAACCGUUCUAACUGUAGACGACAUGAGAUUAUUCACACUGGAUUGAAACCACAUGGAUGUCAUCUAUGUGGAAAGGCCUUCACUCAUUGUUCUGACCUUAGAAAACAUGAAAGAAUUCACUUUGGAGAGAAACCAUUUGAAUGUCAUUUGUGUGGGAAAGCCUUCAGUAAAAGUUAUAACCUUAGCCGACAUGAGAUGAUUCACACUCGAGAGAAACCACAUGAAUGUCAUCUAUGUGGGAAAGCCUUUACUCAUUAUUCUGACUUUACAAAACAUGAGAGAACUCACUUUGGAGAGAAACCAUAUGGAUGUCAUCUAUGUGGGAAGACAUUCAGUAAGCCUUCUUACCUUAGACAACAUGAGAGAACUCACAGUCGAGAGAAACCACAUGAAUGUCAUCUAUGUGGGAAGACCUUUCCUCAUUUUUCUCACCUUAGAAAACAUGAGAGAACUCACACUGGAGAGAAACCAUAUGAAUGUCAUCUAUGUGGGAAGGCCUUUACUGAUUCUUCUGUCCUUAGACGACAUGAGAGAACCCAUACUGGAGAAAAGCCAUAUGAGUGUCAUAUAUGUUGGAAAGCCUUCACUGAUUCUUCUGUCCUUAAACGACAUGAGAGGACUCACACUGGAGAGAGGCCAUAUGAGUGUCACCUCUGUGGGAAAGCCUUCAAUCACUCUUCUGUCCUUAGACGACAUGAGAGGACUCACACUGGCGAGAAACCAUAUCAAUGCAAUAUAUGUGGGAAAGCCUUCAACAGAAGCUAUAACUUUGGACUGCAUAAGAGAGUUCAUACUGGAGAGAAACCAUACAAAUGUUAUCUAUGUGAAAAAGCCUUCAGUAAACAUUUUAACCUUAGACAGCAUGAAAAAACUCAUACUAUAAAGGUUAUAAAUGUGAAACAUUCACUACCCAUUGUUUCAGACUCUAAACACCCUUGAAGGACUCACACGCUGUGGAAAAAAAGCAGUUUGUAAUCAGUGUGGAAGAGCCUUUAUUCAUCCUUAUUUCACUCAAUCAAAGUUCAAAAUGGAGAGAAUCCAUAUGUAUGGCAACUACUUGACAAACUCUGGAGACAAUAGGCUGACCUGGAAAACUCAAACUUAAAGCAAUGAAUGUGUUGGGAUCUUUAUUACACAGUUCUGUUAAACAAAAUGCCUUGGUGGAUGGAGUUAGAGGGGCAUGAUGCCAGCAGUGUGUCAGGAGAGCUGGCAGAGUGGGAGAUUGCAGUGGGGCAAGGGCUCGGGACCUGUGGUAGGGAGGUCGGUCCUGCAAGUCUUCAGUACAGCAGGAUCUGGACUUCUGCCUGGACCAGGAGGCACUGCUGGCUAGAGCCACUGUCACUACACACACACGGUGGCAGGGAUUUCGGAGCACUGUGAUGUACCCCAUC